AACACGGAAGAAGAGAUUAACCACGUUUCAGCUGAAUACAACAGUUUCAUCUUGAAAGUGGGGCAUUAUUGCUCUUUAUUUGCUGCCCAUAUACAGUCCAAAAAUCGUGACUCGACACUGUUGCUAUCAGCAGGCUGCAUAUGACAGUUUUAGGGUGUAGCUUAGCUUGCUGUGCCUUCACACCCACAGUCCUCGAUGUUUUUGCAAUUUAGUCAACGACUGGCUGCAUUUUUGACAGCGGUAUUCAUAUUCCACGCUGGGUUCUACUGUUUUAUUCUUCCCCAUUUAUUUUGUUGAUCCAGUAUUUUAAAGUCACAAGAUGCAUGUGCUGCUGCUCAAAGAGCCAAGAGAUGGAGACUCUGGACCUGAUCCUUACAUCAAGGAGCUGGCGUCACAUGGUCAUAAAGCCACCCUAAUUCCCGUGCUGUCUUUUAAGUUUGUCUCAUUAAACACCUUGUCAGAUAAGCUUUUCCAACCAGAAAAACACGGAGGCCUUAUAUUUACCAGUCCAAGAGCAGUGGAGGCUGUGAAGAUGUGCUUGGAAGCAGAGGAAAGAAGGGAAGAGUGGAAAAGCUCUGUGAAAGAUAAAUGGAACGCCAAGGCCAUAUAUGUGGUUGGGAAGGCAACUGCUGCAUUAGUAAGAAAUCUGGGUCUGAACCCUUUGGGUGAAGACACAGGGACAGCAGAGGUCUUAUCACGUGUUAUCAUUGAACGAGAGGACACAAAUAUUCCACCACUUUUUUUCCCCUGUGGCUCAAUCAAAAGGGAAGUCUUGCCCACGGCUUUAAGGGAAAAUGGAGUGCCUCUGGAGACACUGACUGUCUAUCAGACAGCUGAACAUCCAGAUCUGGAGAAAAAUCUAAAGAACUAUUUCACAGAGCAGGGCACUCCGGCUAGCGUAGCUUUCUUCAGCCCAUCAGGAGUGAAGUUUUGCCUAGAAGUCGUGCGGAGGCUGUCAGGUGAACACCUGACUCAAAUAAAGUUUGCAGCAAUAGGGCCUACUACACAAGACGCAAUGACAGCAGAAGGCCUGAGUGUCAGCUGUGCUGCAGAAAAGCCAACAGCCGAACACCUGGCAGCAGCGAUAGCAAAAGCUCUACAGUAACAGCCACCACCACUCUAAAUCCAUCCACUUUAUCUCCCCUCUAUUCUGUUUUAUUUAAAUGUAUCAUCAUUUGUCUGCUUUGUUUUACCUGCUUAUCUUACCAGUUAUGUAUGUAUGUAUAUUUAGACUUUUUUUGCACUGAGAAAAAGUGGCAUCUUGUGCCAUAGAAGCCACGAAAAUGUGAGUGAAUAUAAUUAUAAUUCUAUUUAUGUUGAGCUUGCUCAAGAAAGUCAGUGUAUAUAUAUUUGAAAAUAAAUUUUGGUCAAGUG
This is a messenger RNA of Seriola dumerili (greater amberjack), 1374 nucleotides long. It is a transcript of the gene uros, whose product is annotated as uroporphyrinogen III synthase. Lineage: Eukaryota; Metazoa; Chordata; Actinopteri; Carangiformes; Carangidae. The record is from RefSeq and is a predicted model, not a curated record. Gene Ontology annotation, molecular function: uroporphyrinogen-III synthase activity. Bases 320 to 1105 code for a protein of 261 amino acids. The transcript is spliced from 9 exons. Gene Ontology annotation, biological process: uroporphyrinogen III biosynthetic process.